Exophiala oligosperma is the source of this 1506-nucleotide messenger RNA. RefSeq lists its product as uncharacterized. Gene Ontology annotation, cellular component: membrane. Gene Ontology annotation, biological process: transmembrane transport; carbohydrate transport. NCBI's taxonomy places the organism in Eukaryota, Fungi, Ascomycota, Eurotiomycetes, Chaetothyriales, Herpotrichiellaceae. Bases 1 to 1506 code for a protein of 501 amino acids. The transcript has 10 exons. Gene Ontology annotation, molecular function: carbohydrate:proton symporter activity. The record is from RefSeq and is a predicted model, not a curated record.
AUGGCACAGAUCAGACUCUUCAAUCUAUUCAUCCACUGCGUGAUCUUCUCUGGAGGUCUGACGUAUGGCUUUGGGUUUGCCGGGUUCACAACCAGUAUCGGACAGCCUUCCUUUUACAAGUAUUUCAAACUCGAUCGCCACCUGCAUAGUAUCCUGGGAGCUGUCAAUGCCCUGUUUUAUGCAGGAUGUGCGUUUGGCUCGAUUGUGCAAGCAUACCUGGCCGAUUGGGUGGGUAGGAAAAGAGCCCUCAUGAUUGCAGCAAUCGCGGCUUGCAUCGGGGCAGCCCUUGGUGCUGGCUCGGUCAACGUUCCGAUGCUCGUGACCUGUCGUUUGAUCCACGGCUUUGGACUGGGCAUGGACAUCCCUCUGAUCCCUCUCUUCCUCACCGAACUCGCCUCAGCCAGGCAUCGGGGCUUCCUCUCGGGCCUCACCACGUUGAGUUUUGCCACCGGCUAUGUCAUCUGUGGGUGGAUCGCGGUCGGUACCUACUUUGCCACGAAUGAGACCUUCCAAUGGAGGUUUCCGCUCGCCAUUGCUUGCCUCCCACCAUUGAUCAUGGUGGCGACUAUACCAUUCUUGCCUGAGAGCCCAAGAUACUUGGCCUGGGUUGGGAAACACGAUGAAGCCUGGAAAGUCAUCUCCAAGAUCCAUUACGACCCUGAAGAUGUGGGAGAUGCUUCAGCCGCUCGAGCAGAGUACACCCAGAUCGUCCGCCAGGUAGAAUACGACAAGGAAUCUAGCACAUCAAUGCUACAGAUUUUCAAAAGGCCCACGUGGAGACGCAGAGCCUUCCUCGCAAUGUUCAUCUUAUUUGCCUCGCAGUCGACGGGGGUUUUUGGCAUUGCGAACUAUCUGCCUAUCAUCGUGGGAUCCAUGGGAGAAACCGGAGUAAUGCCCUUGGUCUUGUACGGGGUAUAUACCACCACCGGGACCUUGAUGGUCCUUGUAGUGAUUUCUGUUCUUGAUCGAGUCGGUCGCCGCACCAUGUUCUUGAUCGGUUUCCCGGGAAUGGCCUUGUGUCUUCUCGCCGAGGCCGUACUACAGUGGAAAUACCUGGGCACUACUAGCAGUGGUGGGAAUGCCGCCUGCAUCCUGUUCAUUUUCGUAUACAUUGUCUUUUACCAGGGUGUCGAUGCGCCCUCUUUUGUCUGGGCUGCCGAGAUAUUUCCCACCACUAUACGAGCCAAGGGGAUCGCUCUGGCGUUUUUCAGCUACUUUCUGGGUGCCAUCACGUAUACCACACCUGCUCCAACCGCACUGCGCAACAUUGGAUACCGCUUGUACUUCAUCUACAUGGCACUCUGUAUCAUCUCCACCGUCAUCGUGUAUUUCUUCGUCAUGGAAACAAAGGGCAAACCGGUCGAAGAGUUGGGGGCACUAUUUGGCGACAAAGUCGUGGUUCACCUCACCAGUGAUGGCCAUGGCAUUGUCGAGGAGAAAUUGAUGGCCGAGGUGAAGGAAGACAAAGUCGAGGAGGUGAAGAUUGACGUGACUACCGUGAUCUAG